AGCAGUCGCGCGUCGUCGGGGCGGCCGGCAGCGGCUGCUCCAGGGCCCAGCAUGCGCGGGGAGCCCCGCGGCCACCAUGUAUGUGGGCUAUGUGCUGGACAAGGAUUCUCCCGUGUACCCCGGCCCAGCCAGGCCCGCGAGUCUCGGCCUGGGCCCUCAAGCCUACGGCCCCCCGGCCCCACCCCCCGCGGCCCCGCAGUACCCCGACUUCACCGGCUACUCUCAUGUGGAGCCGGCUCCCGCGCCCCCCACGGCCUGGGGCACGCCCUUCCCUGCGCCCAAGGACGACUGGGCAACCGCCUAUGGCCCGGGACCCGCAGCCCCUGCCGCCAACCCAGCUUCGCUGGCGUUCGGGCCCCCUCCGGACUUUAGCCCGGUGCCCGCGCCCCCUGGGCCUGGCCCGGGCCUCCUGGCACAGCCCCUCGGUGGCCCAGGCUCACCGUCCUCGCCUGGAGCGCAGAGGCGGACGCCCUACGAGUGGAUGCGGCGCAGCGUGGUGGCUGGAGGUGGCGGUGGCAGUGGUAAGACUCGAACCAAGGACAAGUACCGUGUGGUCUACACCGACCAUCAGCGCCUGGAGCUGGAGAAAGAGUUUCAUUAUAGCCGUUAUAUCACCAUCCGGCGGAAAUCAGAGCUGGCCACCAAUCUGGGGCUUACUGAACGGCAGGUGAAGAUCUGGUUCCAGAACAGGCGGGCAAAGGAGCGCAAAGUGAACAAGAAGAAGCAGCAGCAGCAACAACAGCCUCCACAGCCACCAGUAGCCCACGAUGUCACCCCCACCCCCACUGGGUCAGCUCUUGGGGGCCUGUGCCCCAGCAACACCAGUCUCCUGGGCACAUCCUCCCCAAUGCCUGUUAAAGAGGAGUUUCUACCAUAGCCCUGUGCCCAGCUUUGUGGGCCAGGGGACCUGGGGACUCAGGUGCUGGGAAUGGGCUCCUGUGGG
Otolemur garnettii (small-eared galago) is the source of this 943-nucleotide messenger RNA. RefSeq names its product caudal type homeobox 1 (gene CDX1). The record is from RefSeq and is a predicted model, not a curated record. NCBI's taxonomy places the organism in Eukaryota, Metazoa, Chordata, Mammalia, Primates, Galagidae. Gene Ontology annotation, biological process: anterior/posterior axis specification; cell differentiation; regulation of transcription by RNA polymerase II. Gene Ontology annotation, cellular component: nucleus. Gene Ontology annotation, molecular function: RNA polymerase II transcription regulatory region sequence-specific DNA binding; DNA-binding transcription factor activity, RNA polymerase II-specific. The transcript has 3 exons. The coding region runs from base 77 to 877 and encodes 266 amino acids.